Messenger RNA from Photinus pyralis (common eastern firefly), 1024 nucleotides. Its product is annotated as endonuclease G, mitochondrial. The coding region runs from base 89 to 793 and encodes 234 amino acids. Gene Ontology annotation, cellular component: mitochondrial inner membrane; nucleus. The record is from RefSeq and is a predicted model, not a curated record. Gene Ontology annotation, molecular function: nucleic acid binding; RNA endonuclease activity; single-stranded DNA endonuclease activity. The transcript is spliced from 5 exons. Lineage: Eukaryota; Metazoa; Arthropoda; Insecta; Coleoptera; Lampyridae. Gene Ontology annotation, biological process: apoptotic DNA fragmentation.
CAGCGCGUGGCCUGUGAGGUCAAGUUAUCCAACACCUCUAACACCUGCAACAUUGGGAAGUAACAAUGCCAACCGCAUAUCGGAAAUUAUGAAAUAUGGUUUUCCUGGUUUAGACAAUAUUAGAUCAUUUGAUAAUUUUAUUUUGAGUUACGAUCGUAAAACUCGUGUUGCCCAUUGGGUAUUUGAACACUUAACUAAAGAAAAUAUGAAAUUUAAUGAAGGCGUCGAUAGAGCAUUAUGUGAGUUUCAAGCAGAUAAAAGUAUACAUCAUUAUUUUAGAUCGGAAAACACUGAUUACAAAGGAUCUGGAUAUGAUCGUGGUCAUUUAGCAGCAGCGGGUAAUCAUAAAGCAAGUCAAAAGUAUGUAGAGCAAACAUUCCUGUUGUCUAAUAUGGCACCUCAAGUUGGAGUGGGUUUUAACAGGCAUUCAUGGAACAGGUUGGAGAAGUACGUCAGAAAGAAAGCCAAAGUGAAUAACAAUGUUUAUUGCUGUACUGGACCUUUAUACUUACCUCGUAAAGAAUCCGAUGGAAAGAAAUACGUUAAGUAUGAAGUCAUAGGUGCCAAUAAUGUGGCUGUACCCACUCAUUUCUUUAAAGUUAUUCUAUUUGAAACAACAAAUGGCAUUCUAGAGUUAGAGGCUUAUGUAAUGCCUAAUCAAGCAAUAGACGAUGCAAUACCCCUUGCUAGUUUUCAGGUUCCACCUGACAGUAUUGAACGAGCUGCAGGUUUAUUAUUUUUUGAUAACAUUGGUAAAACUAAAAUUAGUAGAAUCAAUGGUAAGAAUAUUUAAGUGGUGAUCUCAUAGUGUUGUACUUUACUACCUAAGUCACUGCUCACAGUAACAAUAUGUGUUUUAACUGUUCUUGUUGGAUUUAUAAAGAUGAGCAAUGGAACCUAUCCACAAAAGUGAUUGUAUGAUAAAGAUAUAGUAACGGGUGUCCCAAAAUUAACGCAAGAUUUGAAUUUGCCGCCAUUUGUGCGGUGAAGUGUUGGCAACCCUGAAAAAAAAGCAAUUUGACAG